Messenger RNA from Zootermopsis nevadensis, 4214 nucleotides. RefSeq names its product CASC3 exon junction complex subunit (gene btz). The record is from RefSeq and is a predicted model, not a curated record. Gene Ontology annotation, molecular function: mRNA binding. Gene Ontology annotation, biological process: mRNA processing. Lineage: Eukaryota; Metazoa; Arthropoda; Insecta; Blattodea; Termopsidae. Gene Ontology annotation, cellular component: exon-exon junction complex.
CCGCCCAAAGGAAAUAUGUUGGAAGGUGAUCUGAAUGCCAGUACCGAAGGUACACGGGAGUCCGAGUAUGAAGCUGUGGAGGAUGAUACAGAAUCUGAUGAUUCAACUGCUGUUGAUGAGGAAGAAGACGACGACGACAGUGUUAUUAUAGAGUAUGAAAGAGAAGAAGGAGACGGUCAGGAAAGCAUACCUGCAAAAGAAAAGAAGUUGGAUGAUGAUGAAGAUCGGAGAAACCCACAGUAUAUCCCUAAACGUGGCACAUUCUACGAGCAUGAUGAUAGAACAGCUACCGAGGAUGUGAGUACUGGUGAAACAAAUGAGAAGGAACCAGCAGACCGUGUAUCUAAAGAAGGUCAAGGAAGUAGCGAUUCUAAAGCAAAGAAAGUAUGGCGUGAACAUGAAAAUCGAUGGAGUCACGAUCGCUAUAAUGAGGAUGAACAGGCACCUAAAUCACGUGAAGAAUUGAUUGAAAUAUAUGGCUAUGACAUCCGUAAUGAAGAGGGCCCUCCGCGUGCUCGGAGGAGGAGGAGAUACGGGCGAGGUCCGAAUAAGUACACAAGAAAUUGGGAAGAUGAAGAUGCAUACAAUAAACCCCAGGUGUCUGUCACAUCUGCAAGAGGAGGACGACAAGGUGGACGACAGAGAGGGACCAAUCAAACUCAAAAUUCUGAUUCAGAACGUCAAGAAGAAUUUCCACCGCUUACAAAUAACAAACAAGAUAACUCUGAGAAUACUAGCAAUUCUGUAGAUCAAAAUCCAACUGUACAUGGUUCAACUUACAGUAAUCGGACUAUGAGUGGUAGAAAAAACAACAAGGAAGAAGGAAGUAGUAAUACAAAAUCUCAUCAGGAUGCCUUCCCUCCACUGGAAUUUGAGUCUCAUCAUAUCCUGCAUUCAGGAAAUCAGGAGUCACUGAGCAGGGCUCAAAUCAGCACAAAUAGUAAUAAUUCAAACAGUGUGGAAGAGACUGGUGGUAUCUCAAACUCAUCAGCAGGCGGACGAGUUCAUCGGGAUACUCGCGAUGGCCCCUUUACAGAUGCUGGACUGAAAGGAGGUCGGGGACGUGGUCGUGGUAGAAGUAGAGGCAGAAGCAGUGGGAUGGAUAUUGUUCCUGGGAGUGUAAUGAAAGGCCGAGGUAGCGCUAGAAGUUCAUCUGAAACAAGAUUACCUCCAGACUCCAUGCGACUGCAGCAUCAUGAUAGUGGGAAUGAAUCUGCUCCCCCACCAAAUCAGCAGCAUCACCAUAAAAAUUCUGAUGCUCCUUCAUCUUCGUUCCAGGGGGCAAGUAAACCUCAAGAUGAGGUACAUAGAGAAUACAAUCAGCGUAACAGCAGUUGCACAGAAAUUGGUAAUGCACAACCACAGUACCACCACCAAAAUCAGCAGCAGCUCCAGCAGUCACAGGGUGGAGUUCCAGGUGCAGAGCGGAGGCAGCAGAUUGUGGUGCCACCUAGAUUGCAACAUCAGCAGCAUCAACAAGAUAACAGUGGUAGCAACCGUCCCAAACGCUACUCAUCAUUACGCCAACGGUCGCUGCCUGAAUCUGGAGCAACGUAUACCCAGCCACCUCCCACUACUGCUUACUACCAACCUGCUGGUGAGUUAGAGAGUAGCGACUGUGCUACAAACCAUCCUAAGCGCUACUCAACGAUACGACCAUGUUCAGGAGCAGUCUACACACAGCCGGACCAUGCCUCAACCUAUUUUCAGCCUGCUGCAGGUUACAUGACACAGCAGCCAGUUUAUGGUGAUUCCCCGCAGCAUCCACAGUCGGCAGGGACACCACCACUUCAGCUGUUGCCCCCUCAUGCUCACCCCCCUGCCCCAGCUUAUGCUGCCCCAUUUCCAUCACCUACAACAACUUUUGUAGGUCCUCCACCCCCUCGCAUAUUGCCCCCUGGGGCUGGUGCUCCUCCUACAUUCAUCCCUGCUCCUACACCAGGUACACCUAUUAUGAAUUACGUAGGUCCCCCGCCAACGUACACAGCAUUUCAGGGAUAUACAGCUGUGCCAACUCCAGGACCACCUCCAGCUGAGUUAUAUCAGCCACAAGGAGGUAUUACAUACUACAAUACGGAAGAGCAGAAUAUAGUUCCUCGUCCAAUUACGCAGAAACGGCAGAGAAGUGCUAUUCCCAUAGUGCCACCACCAGAUCGUUUCCCACGGGGACGUGGUAGGACUAGUCGAGAAGGGACGUCCCUUGGUGAGUCAGGGGAUACAGGAGAGAGGCACUCCAUCCCACCCCUUGCUGCUUCACCACCACCAACCACAGCCCAGUUUGAAGAUGCGCCAUCACCCAGUUCUACUACCCCAACAGCAACAAAGGUGGCAUAGAGGCUCCCAAAUAUUCUCAGCACCCUGUUCACAAACACCUUCAAUCUGUGUUCUUCCCUUAAUGUAGGAGCCCAGGUUUCACAUACAUAUAUAACAUCAGGUAAAAUGAAGUGGUGUAAUAUGUAUGCCCUAGUAUGUGUUUUGGCUUAAUUUAUGUGUUGUAUUUCUUACAUUGAAUGUGGCAAAGGGUUUGCUGCUCUGAGUGACUCGCAUUGCUUCUGAUUUCCAUUAUAAAUAUUCUCUCACCUUUUAUGAUGAUGUACCUUUGUUCAAGGAUUGUUGUGGUUGGUGGGCUGAUUUGUUGUUAUUGGUUGUAUAAUAUCCCACACAUGGCAGUAAGUUACUUGCUGACUGAUUUCAUAUUUUGGAAUUUAUGGUUAUAAAAAUAGGUUCAUAUAGCAUUUUGUCAUUAUUAAACUGUGCAAAGAAGUUUUCUCAUGCAGUGAUCCUUAUAAGAAUGGGAUUAGUAUGCAAUGUUAUGGAGACAGUCUCUGCCUCAGUCAUCACUGACUAAUGUAAUGAGUGCUGCAACUGCCCAUUGUAUUUAUAUACACAACAGUUCAUGGAGUGAGGUAGCGGGUAGGAACUCUCCUCGGAGACUGUCCUACUUCAGGGAAGUGAGUGCCCCUGCCCACGCGAACUCCGGCUUCCCCUUGCCUCGGGGGGGUGGGGGGGGGAGCAACCUGUAAAGGUCCCUCUACCAGGUUUACGGUAGAUAACAUAGGGCAGCAGCUAUGUAUUACUGGGCCGAGGGUAUUGAAGAAUGAUUUCCCUAAAGGCUCGACUCCAGAUACUCACAGAUGGUAAUCACAUCUUGAUUUAACUGGCUAUGAUACUGUGAUGAGGAAAGCCACAGGAAACUACCUCAUUAUUAUCCCUAGUCAAAAUCAUUACGGCAAGAAAUCGUAACUCAGUGAAAUACGAAUUGCCUUGAUGAUAGUUAACCUCUGUUCGGAGACAGCACCUUAAGAAGAAGAAGAAGUUCAUGGAGCUGAGUUUCCUUGUCUGAGAGCAAACCAAGUAGGAAGGCAGUCAGGCCGGGAUUAUCUACUACUGACAUGUCUGGCUCGAAUAUGUUCCAUGCAUGUUCUUUACAAACUGGCAUUAGUUCCAUACAAGUCAGUGAUCAAAUGCUUUAUGAAAGAGGCCAUCAGAAUCUGGCUCUGUUUUGAUAACUUUAAUAGAAAUAUGAAAUUUAGUCUAAGUUGAUCCUGGAACCCAGCUGCUUCAUCAAAAUGGGGUAGUCAAAAUACAAUGGAAGGAUCAAUGAUAGCACCCUGGAUUGUCCAGGUUAAGCAUCAUGGGCUGUGAUGACUGAUAACCUGACUGCCAUCGUUUGUUUCCAAAAUGUUGGAUACUCUAUUUUUACAUGGCUGAUAUUCAGAGAGGAUUUGAUUGCAUUCAUUCACUGUGAAAGGUUUAAACCUUAUACAAAAGAAUGUAAAUUGUGCAUAGAUUAGAUUUACUAACAAGUUAUUAGGAAUUUUGCAUAUAUGAAACAAAAUGGUCAUUUUUUUAAUAUGUGUGGACAUUUAAUAUUCCAGUAAGGUACCUCUUUGGAGCAAAGAAGUUUCCUUGCAAAAGGGCUUGGAAGCUAUGAUCUUUAAUGUGUCAUCAAAGCAUCAUAAUGAUCUGCAACUAAAGUACCUCUAAAUAGAACAGACAAGCAGUAUUCAACUAAACUGCUGUACUAUCAUUAUUUGACCAGGUUGCCUGUUUCAGCAUAAAGAUAUUUUCUUCAUACACUUAAAAAGUACAUGACUUUGGAGUGAAUUCUAUUCAUGUGUUUUCUUUCUUGGUGACAACUUUUCUUUGACGUAAAUACGUCUAUAUUUUCAGGUCAGUGUCAUUCGGCAAAAAGUGAAACGAAAAAGUGUAAC